CUUGCAAACCGCAGACCUGUCUUCAUCUCCUCCAUGAGUAUUACUUAUAUAUACCACCGCGCGAUCCAUAGAUAGAUCAAACCAAUUCAUAAUCGUUUAGGACGCAUCAUAUCAUACAUGUGUCUGAUCGAUCACUAGAUGAUUAAUCUCUCCACCUCCUCAGCUAGCUUGUCCCAUGCAGCAUAUUUUUCAUUUCACCUUGCUUGAUAGGUAGUAACAGAAAUCCUAGCUAUAUAUAAGUGAAACACUACUGGACCAAGAGCUUGCAUCCCAACGCGAGAGAGAGAGAGAGAGAGAGAGAGAGAGAGAGAGAGAGAGAGAGAGAGAGAGAGAGAGAGAGAGAGAGAGGUUGCUUAUGGAAGGUGCAGAGUGGCCGGAGCCGGUGGUGCGGGUGCAGUCGCUGUCGGAGAGCGGCGGCGCCACCAUCCCGGAGCGCUACGUCAAGCCGGAGGCGGAGCGCCCUGCGUUGGUGGCGGCAGAGAGCGAGGCGGAGGGAGGAGGAGGACGAGAGGGCAUCCCUGUGGUGGACCUGUCGUCGCCGUGCGACCCGGAGACGGCGCGGGCGGUGUCGGAGGCGUGCCGCGAGUGGGGCUUCUUCCAGGCGGUGAACCACGGCGUGCCGGGGGAGCUGCUCCGCCGCGCGAGAGGGGUGUGGCGCGGGUUCUUCCACCAGCCCAUGGAGGUGAAGCAGCGGUACGCCAACUCGCCGGUGACGUACGAGGGGUACGGCAGCCGUCUGGGCGUGGAGAAGGGCGCCGUCCUCGACUGGGGCGACUACUACUUCCUCCACGUCCGCCCGCCCCACCUCCUCUCCCCUGACAAGUGGCCCCACCUCCCCCAUGAACUCAGGGAGACGACGGAGGAGUACAGCCGGGAGGUGGCGGCGCUGUGCGGUCGGCUGAUGGCGGCGAUGUCGUUGGGUCUGGGCGUCGGGGAGGCGCGGCUGCAGGAGGCGUUCGGCGGCGCGGAGGGGACCGGGGUGUGCGUGCGGGUGAACUACUACCCGCGGUGCCCGCAACCGGAGCUGACGCUGGGGCUGUCCUCGCACUCGGACCCCGGCGGCAUGACCGUGCUCCUGGCCGACGACCGCGUCAGGGGGCUCCAGGUGCGCCACCGCGGCGCGUGGGUCACCGUCGACCCCGUCCCCGACGCCUUCAUCGUCAACGUCGGCGACCAAAUCCAGCGAGACCGAGCUGCUGAGCUGCCACUGAUUCAAAAGCCAGACCACGUGCUUCAUGCAUGUAGUUCUUCUAUCUUUAGCCAUUGGGUGGCUGGUCCAGACGUCCUGCGGUGCAUUCUGCUACCACCGGCCAUCUGCUGCUGCUUCGCAAGAAUCGCCUCCGUUACUGGUCCUCCUGCUCCAACAACAAGCAGCACUGCAGCAGCACGUUUUCCUGAGGGCCAAAACUGUUAGCCCCUUGUCCUGCAGGUCCGAACCCAAAUCUGAUUCUCGCCUUUAAACACCAUUCAUGGGGCUGUCUGCACGGACGUGUCCACCGUUCACUGGUCUGUGGUCUCGCCCUGCUCCUGCAGAAGGGACUGUUAGCUUUUCUGCUCUGCUUGCUUGCUUUGCUGCUUGACAAAACCCAGCCAUCUGAUGCCGAUAAAUGAUGGUGACUGGUUUUGUUGUGCAUAUCUUUGGGCCAUAGUUUGGAUAGGUAGGGAUCCUAGGCAAAUCCACGUGGAAGUUAGGAUAGGAUCAUGCCCGGUCUACGCAAGUUGGGAGUUCAUUUAGUGCCUAAUUGGUUAUAUGUACGAAAUCAAUCUGAUUUGAUAGGUGUCUGUAAUCGUAUAGACAAACGCGUUUCGAUGUUCGUAUGUAUUAUUCUAAUAUAGUUUGAUGGAUAUAAGUGUACGUCGCAGUUUGAUUUGAGA
This is a messenger RNA of Phragmites australis (common reed), 1875 nucleotides long. RefSeq names its product jasmonate-induced oxygenase 1-like. NCBI's taxonomy places the organism in Eukaryota, Viridiplantae, Streptophyta, Magnoliopsida, Poales, Poaceae. The transcript is spliced from 3 exons. The record is from RefSeq and is a predicted model, not a curated record. Bases 356 to 1414 code for a protein of 352 amino acids.